Molecule: messenger RNA, 2146 nt
Organism: Syngnathus acus (greater pipefish)
Lineage: Eukaryota; Metazoa; Chordata; Actinopteri; Syngnathiformes; Syngnathidae
Gene: rtn2a
Product: reticulon 2a
Exons: 10
Coding region: 63-1430 (455 amino acids)
Source: RefSeq, a predicted model, not a curated record
GUGGAAGGGGGGGGCGGGGGUGUCUUCCAGCCUGGGAGGGCUCAGCGAUGUCUUGAUGGAGUAUGGGCCAGGUCUUAGGAUUCUCCCACUGCCAGGAAUAUGGCUCAGUGGCCUCCACUCCAGAUUCGACGCCCCCAUGCACUGACGGUGGUAACGAGGAGUCGGAGCUGUACGAGCUGCAAACGGCGAGGGACUGGUCCGAGGAUGAAGAGGUCGGAUACGAUGACGACGACACGCUGGCCUCCUCGCCGUCAGUCUGGGGCACCCCGCGUCAGAACUCCCUCGAGCUGACCUUCUCCUACAUCGCCAUCGCCGAUGCCGAAUCCGCGGGGGGCUUACGUACCCACCGGGAGAGACGGCGAGGCGGCUCGCGGGGAAGCCGCACCUCCCUGGUGCGUACGGACACCCCGGAGACGCCGCUGGACUCCCCCGACGGCGACUGGGACCCUCAUGGCUUGACGAGUCGGGCGGAUGAGCAAGAAGGUGCCGUGGAUGUGAGGACCACCAGCCCAAGAAGGAGGAGGCGGCAAAAUGAGACCGUCACAAUGCAGCCAUCGCCCCAAUCUGUGGACGUAGAGACUCAGGAGGGCGACACGGGGAUCCGAAGUGAGGAGAGCGCUUUGACCCAAAUGCAACCACCAAUACGUCCAGCACCGAGCCCCGAGCCCGAGUCACCCGUCGUUCCAGCCGAGCCCCUCCAACCGACUGAGCCCAAAUCCAUCUCCCCGGAUGCCAUCGCUCCAGAUACUCAGGAAAAUCCGCUCAACCCGUGUUGGGACUCAGCCCUUAAGCCCUCAGACAGCGCCACAGUGUGGCCACACAUAACAGUCAUGGACCUGAUCUACUGGAAGGACACGGAGCGAACGGGAAUAAUCCUGACGGCCCUGGUGGUGGGUCUCCUGUGCCUGUUCCAGCUCAGCAUCAUCACUGUGGUCUCCACGGUGUCUCUCGCCGUCGUCUGCGUCACCAUGUCAGUGCGCAUCUACUACAAUAUCCUCCAUGCCCUCAAAUGGGGCGACGGAGAACACCCUUUCAAGUCAUACUUGGAGAUGGACAUCAGUUUGAGUGGAGAGCAGGCUCAGUUGUACAUGCAGAAAGUCAUUGUCAUGACUCUGCAAGCUGUGGAUAGUUUGAAAAGACUCUUCUUCGUCAGCUGCCUCUUUGAAUCCCUCAAGUUGCUGGUCCUGCUCUACCUUGUUACAUACCUGGGAGAUUUGUGCAAUGGCCUCACCCUCCUCAUCAUCGGUGUGAUUGGACUCUUUUCUUUGCCACUUUUCUACCGUCGGCAUCAGGAGAAAGUAGACGGCUUCAUUGGAAAGAUCCAAGCAAUGGUUGACAAUGUUAAGGACUUCUUUCGAAGAUUGGCUCACAGCGGGGCUCUCCCGCCCAACCUGCCCCCUGGUGAUGAUGCCAAAGAAAAAAUCCAAUAAACACCGAUGGAUGGAUGACAGGAUCACGAAGCGCUGCGGGCCCGUUACUCCAAUGUCUUACCCAGCAAGCCGUCCCAGCUCCGCACGACCAAGCUGCUGAGUUCCGGAAGGAAGAUGUGGUGUUUGCUAAGUUAUUGGGUUUUUCGAGGGUUGAUUCUUAAUCAAGACGUAUGAAGAAACAUUUUUUUUUUUAAUACCCAAGUAAGUGUCUGUUGAAAGCUGUCGUCCAAAUGAGGCUCCUGAAACUUUAUGUUGACUUGUGUUCUCAUGAUUGUUUCAUGUGUAUGCGUGCGUGUGAGAAAAAGAAAUCACUCAAGCAAUUAAAGUCCCUUUUUGUCUUUUUUCAGACCUUUCUUUUUUCUUUUUCUCCUGCCCUUUGUAUUUCCUCACAUCAUCUCAUCACUUUGUGCAUGAUUGAUGUUUGACCAUCAAUUACCGUACUGUAUGGGCCAAGCUGGUGGGGCGUCAUUGUGAUCAAAAAGGAUGAGGAAAUGUAUGCGCAGGUGCCUUUCUAACUGCAGGAUCAAAUGUAUUCAGGAAGAAUUUGCGCUUCUUCACACAAACAAACAAACACCAUCCCUUGGUUACCUGCACCCUCUCCUACAAAGAAUGGACUUUUGUACCUGGACGAUGCCUUUGUGAUGACAUGACAAUGGCUAUCUUGUUAGGAAAAUCACUUUUAGAAAUAAUAAAGUUGGUCGGGGUAGUCUCCAACA